AUCUCUUUGUCAGUGUAUUUCAUGUUUUAUUGGAGAUAGCUAAAAAUUUCACCAAAUUUCAGUAUGUCCACCAAUGGUGGAAGUCUUGAAGAUUGUCACACGAACGUCUUUGCUUUGACGGAAUUGAAUGGCCUCAAAUGGAAAUGCUUAACAACACCUUUGUCACAAAGAACGUGGACCAGUCUGGAGCAAGAUCCUGUGUUAAGUGCUUACGCAAGAUGUUUACAAGCAGGAAUUCUUUGUGCUUGGAGACGACAACCACCACAACCAACUGGGACACUUGCAGCUAUGCAGUUACCAGAUUACAGGAUAGAUGUUGUAAAAGAAUUGUGGGUUUUCUGGUACUCUCACGAGGAACCGGAUUGUCUCACUGAAUAUACCAGUCAUUUGGCUUGUACUGAAGAUGGUCAAGGCAACUGGUCGAUACCCGGUAUACAGUAUGAGACGAGGACAUUAUUUUUCAAGGCACUACAUAAUUUGAUAGAACGGAAUAUGCUAAAAAAUGGAUAUAUUCGUAUUGGAAAAUAUUUUACACGUCCUUACGAAGUGCCUUCAUCUGAUCGUAUACACUGUUCUCCUAACUACGUGAAUGGGAUCAGUUUCAAUUUUUUCGUUCAUGGUGAAAAUACUGUUUGUGCAACUGUUUCUGUGCAACGACAGCCUACUUUGUUUCGCCUUUCACGACGCCAUUUGGAUUUGGGUAAGAAACAACCGGUGAUAUUAGGACCAUGGUCGAUGCGUGCUGUAUUACUACCCGAACAACCGAGGAUUUUGGAUUCCGCUACACCAAUAUUACAGCAACAGCCUCCCACACCACAUUGCGGUAGUUUUACCAGUUCCUCAGCGCCAUAUUCAAGCAGAUGUCGUGAGCCGUUAUCUUCUGUUGUACAUCAAGUAAAUCCAGUUCCAUCCUCAUCGGUCGAUUCCGACACUGUUAGUAGUAGUUAUGAUGGUACAGGAACUAUUUCAAAAGCUGCUGUGGACAAAUUGUGGUCUGAAUGGCUCCAGUUUUUCUGUUUAAUUGUUAAUGUUGAAAGGAAUAUAAGUUCGGCAGAUACUGUUGGUUAUAUUGGCUACACCGAAAAUGCAUCACCAACCAAAAGUAGUCUGCCAAAAAUGGUUUUAGUGGAUGUGGAUGGCGUUCAUAUGUGGUACCCAAGUUCACUGAUUGUUGUCCAGGCUUCCGAUGACCUGUUGAUGAGACAGAAUGAAAAGACUACCAAUGAUGACGAUUCAGACUUUCUCAAUAGCAGAAGUAACAGUAGCAGUUUUACUGCGCGAACACCACCGGCUACUGGAGGGCAUACGAGGUUACGAAGUACUCCAUCAUUCCGGAAACGGAAAAAGAAGCUGAGCGAAUGCGACGGAGGACUCAGUGCUGAACGGCAUAAUGCAAUGUAUGGAACGAUGGUAAAUGGCGCACGUUCAGCACAAAGGUUUUUUGAAGAAUCCUUCAUUGCUCCAGCAAAUAAUCGACGCAAAGAGAACACGGAAUCACCCUCGUCUUCUGGUUUGGGUCUUUUGAUGUCAGCUGCUACAAGUGAUGAUGACUGCCGGUGGAAUUUUACGGAUGGAAUGCGACGAAAGGAUCGUGAAGAAGAAUGUGGUUGCCAUCAAUGCCGUAUACAGCAUUCUAGCGGGACUGCCACUAUGUCCAAUUUAUCAUCUCAAUGUAUAGCACCUCAGCAAGGCAUGUACGUUUGUAUUGGUCAAGAUCCUAGUCAGUCAUGUUGUGCACCAAUUAAUUUUUCGAGUAACGGUUCCAGUUUGAAAGCGAAGAAGGAAAGACCAGUCAUAUUCCAUCGACGUUCUUCAUUUUGUGCACGGUCUCUAUCACCUCCACGAUCACCGCCUUGGGAAAAGAAAAUUCUAGCUACCAGUUCGGAAGUUUUAGAUGGUGAACCUAAUCUUGACUGGAUACGUGAAAGCUAUUUUCCUAAUUCUAGAAGUAGUUCAAGAUCUGGACGUACAGAUUCAAUGCAUGAAGAUAGGCAUAUAUGUCCGAAAACACCAGAUGCUUUGGGGAUAACGGGAAAUGCAGAACGUCGACGGGUGCAAAGAAAUUCCGUGCAAAUGUUUAGUAAAAUUGGAAGCUGUAAACCAGUCUAUCAAAAUUUAAGUCCUACUAGUCGACCACGAUCCCCAGCUUGUGAUACAUCCCAAACAGAGUCAUUAAAUCGGAUGCAAUCGAAAGAUUGUUUAAGCAAUGAUUUCGCUUCAUUAUCAGCUAGAAAACGUGGGCCUACGAUUGCUGAACAACAACCUAAUUUAAUUAACAGCCUGCGACUGAGAAAGGACAGAAAAUCUAAGGGGCGAAAACGAAAAGCGGAUGAAAAGUUAGAAUGGAGUGGUAUUGAAUCACUGGAUGUGUCGUUUCUGACAGCAAAAGUUGGUGAAGAUAAUGAGGAUGGUGAUGGCAUUAAUUUUACAUGCUCUAAUGACUUUAACCUUCAUGAAUGCAAGUUGGAAAUCAAUAACGGAGCAGUCGAAUCCUCGGGUAGUAGUCGGUCUGCAGUACCGCAAACUGGAUCUUCUCUUAAUAAUAUUUUAACCUCUCAGGCGCAAGACGGUUUGCGCAAUUUGCCGGUGUUCUCGCAAAUCGGGUCUGUUUUGCCAUCAAGUGCAAGUGUUAACUUAACUUCUAGUAUUUUUACUUCGGAUUGUGAUACUCAGCCUUUGUUCCUCGACGAUUGUAAUCCAUCCGCUAUUGCAGUGAUCGAAAGAAGAAGUCCGGUUGAUACUGUUGUAACCGAUUCGGUGCAUUUGUCGCCUCCAGCAAGCAAUGAAAGAGUUGAGCCUACGCAAAUUUUGGGAGGAACUGUUGCAAAUGUGAUGGCACGUGUUGGCGGACCUCCAUCAGUUGGUGAUUAUAUGAUAUAUCCAACUCCACCAUCAGUUGAUGCAACUCAAUCGCAACAAUUUAGUCCGCAAAAUACGCUCAUACAAGCAAAUCCAACUAGUAUCCUUUAUCCGCCAACGGUUUCUUAUAUGGCAGCAGCAGCGGCAGCAGUAAAUCUUUGCCAUAGUAUUCCUCCUGCGCAACUACCUCCUAGUAUCAUUUCGGAAACUGAUAUUACUACCGAUAUCGCCUCAUCUGUGAAACGGGAAUUUGAUAAUGACGAUGAAAGACUUCUGGGUAAGCUGCAUUAUUCAAUUGAUGAAAAGCCGGUGUACGGUAAAUUUAUGAAGCUGGAGAUGACACUAAGUGGAAAGUUUGCUGGAAAUAUACUUGCCAAGGAAUUUUUAUCGCUGGAGGCAAAAAAAUGUCGAAUGCUGGAAGGUGUCUAUGCAGAUCAGUUAAAGCUUAUCAAAACAGCCGUCGCAGCGCGUGAGAAGCGGAAAAAAGUGGGUCGUGCUCCAGAUUAUUUAUUUAUGCGUGAACGCCUCCGGAAUCUUGCUCCGCACUCACCUUUUGCAACAGUGCGUCAUUAUCGAAUGCCAUACAACAAUGGUCAUAUGCUUCCUUCGCAUUGUCUACCAACUUUGCAAAUGUUACCACAUGGUAUGUCGAUGAAUGGUGUGUCUAAUUACGUUACUAACGGACCACCAUUUACGGGAACAUCCUAUAAUGCCAAUAAUUCAGUGAUGAGCUUGAUUAUGGGUAGUGGUUGUAUGCCAUCUGGUGGUAACGCUAUCAUGCAACCGAUGCCUGUUUCCUCACGAAUUGGUGUCGUUCAUAUGAAUCAGCAAAUGCCAAUGACACAUCUUCGACCACUAGCAAGGAUGCCAUCCAUACCGCCAUAUGCUUCAUCACAAAUGGGUGCACUGCAACAUACUCCUUUUAUGGGCCAAUCAGCUCAGUUCUGUGGUCCUCCUGGAGUGAUGAACGCUCCUAAUCCGAUCUGUUCAUUCCCGGGUGGUCCAAUUUGCUCGAUGAGUUCUGGUCCAAUGCAGUCAUCGCACAUGCUUGGUGGAAUGCAUGGUACAACUCCAUCGCAACCACCGCAGUCACUGGGUGCAAAUACUAUACAUUCGACGGGACCACCAAACGGACAGUUCUCCAUACAACAGCCGCAACAACCAUUCCAACAACUGAGUCAUUUUGUUAACAAUGCCAAUUUCAAUGGACAGAUGGGAAUGGGAAUCGUGAAUCCAUCGCAGCAAAAUACCUACCAACAGCAGAUGAUGUUUCGGUGUCAUAUGAGUGGAAAUUUACCAGCGCAGCAUCCCAUUCAUUCAUCAGACUCCUAUGGAAUUGAUUCGCAGAGUCAUGCGUCAGUCGAGCCACCGCCAUCAUUUUCUCAAGCAGUCAACCAUCAGUAUGCUGCAGUGCAUAACGUUCAAGCUGGUUCAAUGAUGUAUUCACAGUCGGGGCACAUAAUGCGUCCGAAUACAUUAAUGGCGCAAGCGCAGAAUCCAAACAUGAUGUGUGGUCCACGGACAUCGCAGAAUCCCAUGAUGACGGUACCAUCAUCCAUGGGAAGUCCCAAUAAUGGUGGAAUAUUCGGAAGCCGCCUAAUGAAUAUGCCGCAUGUCAUGGAUACAACUGCUGUUCCAACGAGUAACAUACGGACGAAUCCGGAAGGGAAAUCCUUGGUACUCGCUGUACUGCUUCAGGAUACCGUUCUAGAUCUUCAUUAUGAUUCAGUCUUUGAUGCUUGUCCAAUUUGUUCAUGUAACGGUAGCAUCAGAGCAAAGGAACUUGGAGUCUAUAUAACGCCACCCGAAGUGCUGAGACAACCAGCAGCGCAGCAGCAGCUAAUUGUUAGUAAACCGACUAGUGGAUUUUAUAAUAACACAUCGAAUUCAUGUAACUGUGGAUUUAGUGCUGUGCGACAUCGUUACUUAAGUAUGAAAGCUGGUUUAUUCGCUGAAGAUGCUAAAGAAGCAACUGAUAUCAAUGAAACCCAAAGUCAGCCAGCAAUCCCACAUACCAUUUGGUUCGACUCAAUGAGUGGACGGGAUAUGAAUUUCAUCGCUUUGUUACGUGAACAAACACUUGUACGGGAUCUUGGUGGAUUGUUAGAUCAGGUCACGUUACUCAGCCUGCAGUGUGAGCGAGCUUCGCAGACGGAGCGCAUCGGAUCCGAUUCAUCAAAGCAUUGCGAGUAUAUCAUUUCGGAAGUGGAUCAACGGGAAUUACCUUUGGUAUUUCAAGCUGCUUGCGAGGUUGCUUGUAUGGAAAUGAAUUGCCGACGUCCACCACACGAUGUGCGAAGUGUGCUUCUUCAUGACUGGGGAGUUCAGGUAUCAAACGAAAUGCGUGAACCACGUGAAUCUGAAUGCAUGGCACUGUUGCAAGAAAUUGGACCAAUUCUGGAAGAAUCUUUACGAAUUGCUCGUUCGUCACCACUGUUCGGAAGUAAUAACAUAGUGGAAGGGCCACUUACAUGGCGAUUUUUCGAUCGCAAAGCAUUGAAAGCUGCUGGGGGAAUGGAAGAUGAUAGUGGACCAGAAGCGGUGCCAAAUAUAGUUGUUGCAUCGGAAAAAGAUGCAGUUAUAACAUCACCACAGAUCAUAAGAUUGUGGGAAAAAAUGUCAUUGGAACCAUAUGAUCAGCCGAAAGAUGUACUUUAUAUCGGUGUUGUUCCGGAUAAUUUGAUUUGCAUUGAAAAAACAAAAAAUAUCUUAUGGACUUAUCAAGCAAAUUAUGUAUUAUUGAAAUCUGUCUCCGGUUGCAGAAUGUACGAGCAGUGUCGUUUUGGUCGUCAUAUACCAUUUUCACGGGAAGUAUUACGAGAUGGUCUGUUGCGUGUUCCGACGCGGUAUCCAGCAACGAAUCCGGGUGAAUGUGAUAAUUUCCUGAAUCAAGUCGAGCGACAUAUUGGCGAUAAUAAGUCGUUGAUUACGCGAUUAAAAGUGUAUAUGCAGUAUUUCGAAAAUGAAAUGGCCCGUAUAUUGAUUAAUAACGAUGAUAUCUUCAGCCGAGACAAAUAUCGUGCUGCUUUGGCUGAUAAUCAGAUGCAUUCUUUACCGCAUGUUUCGAUGGCAAGUUAUCAGUGUGGAGGAUAUACAGUAUCAAGUUCUGACCACAUGCCACCACCUUCGGCACCUGGAAGUAUUAUCAUUUCCGGUCAGUCCAGUGAAGCUUCACAUGGUCCAAGUAGUACCAGUGGUCCAAAUUCAUCCAGUGCAACUUCUGCAAGCAUUGGCGAAUCCUUGACACCAGAGGGUUCUAUCGGUGAUGGAAGUGCUCAAAAUAUGAACAGUUUUUCAUCUUUCAUGACUGAACAAUUAGUUGCUGAUGGUAUCAUAGCGGAGGAUGAACCCGGGACUCUACCUCAUGUUAUUGUCAUCUACCUCGUGAAUCCGUUUUUAUUGGGUGCUGAAGAAAAUCCACUUGUUGCAAGAGUUGUUACGGUUGCUUUGAUGCGUGCAUUUAAUGCACUCCUUUACCGUUUAAACAAUAAGCGUCGACCGCAACUACAACUGGAAAUGAUUGCAUUACAAAGUAUUUUCGAUUAUUGUGGUGUUUCUGCAGAUUUCUUAAAGGACGAACGUGGACGUCUGAAUGGCUAUGAUCAGGGACGUUUGGAGAAAUCACAAAAUGAACGGUUAUCAUCAUCCGAUUCACUCAAAACUAUUGCAUUUUCGGUUUAUACACAUUCGCGUGUGGUAUUACCGGAUAUUGUGCGUGGGAUUUUGCCAAAAAGCAUGACACGUUUUGGUCCCGCAUCAGCUAUGGUUGAUUUGUUGAACGAACUGGAACGAAAAGAACCUAUUUAUUACAAGGUCCCAAGCAAGCCAUUCAUUCUCGCCCCACCAUCACCAGUAAUGCAGCGUCCGAACUGUGAUCUCAUGCAAAUCAGUACCGAUGAAGCUGUACUGUUUGUUAGUUAUUGUUUAAUAGGGAAUGACUGGCUUGCUGCCACAGUAACGGAUCAUCAGGGCCAUUCGCUGGACAACUGUCUAAUUAAUUUGAGGUUAAAACCUGACCAUAAAAGAGUGAACAUGAGAUACAAACAGUCAACACAGAUCCGGGAUAGUUUAUAUCGUCUAUGGUCAUACAUUCUGGGUACUCUGGCUAACGGCACCAGGAACUGGCGGCUUGUUAUCGGUAGGGUUGGACGAAUUGGUCAUGGAGAAUUUAAGUUUUGGACUCAAAUCCUCAGUAAAUCUUACUUGAAACAGGUUGGGACGCGCAUGAAACAUGUAUGUCGGGCAUGCCAUGUGAUGCCCGGGACUUCGGAAGUUCCCGGAGUGUUGUCAGCUUGUUUGGUCAGUCUGGAGCCCGAAGCUCAUCUUCGUGUUUUCCCAUCAUCUUUUCAGCACGAUGAUCGUUUCCUGAAAAAUUCCCGACACCGUACAUUGACGACACCGGAUGAUACAAGUUGUACACAUAUUUUGGUUUUCCCUACUAGUCCCGAGUUGAAUUUGGAUCAUCAAGGUGGAAACGGCGUUGCCGAGUUGGAAGAGGAUGAUUUUUCAAAUUUGUUGACCGAAGAAAUUGGUGAGGAAUUCAGUGAACUAAUUGGAAACGGUGAGGAUCUGAUGACAAAUGGAACUGGACCACCGCCACAAUCGACAAGCUUUCGACUAGGUGGAAAUACAGGGAUUCCAAGUGAAUAUGCUGAUCUUUCGAUAGAAAAUCAGCCACUUGCAACUGGUUACUAUAUUUCAACAGCACCAGCAUCUGAUUUGCCAGAAUGGUUCUGGUCAGCGUGUCCUUCUGCAAAGCGACGAAAUCCGGUACACCUGAAAAGUUCACUUCAUUUAAAUACACCGAAUGUUCAGCAAGGCGAUGACAUCUCGUCAUUUGGUAAGGGUACCGAAGCUUGCCAUCAUCAGUUGGAUAGCCAGGCAACAGCUGAUGUUCUCAGGUAUGUUUUGGAAAUGUACAAUGCCUUAUCCUGGCUCAAUAUGGAUCUGGUAAAUGGUGAGCGGCGUUCCUGUCUACCCGUUCAUAUUCAAGCUCUUAUGUGGCUUUGCAAUGCUGUUAAUCGCUUCAUCAAUUAAAGGAUGAUAGAAUUAAAUGUAUAUCUUGUCUUAAGCUCAAAAGGAUGUGAUAUUUGAGGUUUCCUACCUGAUUGUUGAUUUUCAAAAUUGAUUUAGUCUGAAAAGACG
This is a messenger RNA of Loa loa (African eye worm), 8004 nucleotides long. RefSeq lists its product as hypothetical. NCBI's taxonomy places the organism in Eukaryota, Metazoa, Nematoda, Chromadorea, Rhabditida, Onchocercidae. Gene Ontology annotation, cellular component: mediator complex. Gene Ontology annotation, biological process: regulation of transcription by RNA polymerase II. Gene Ontology annotation, molecular function: transcription coregulator activity. The transcript is spliced from 46 exons. Bases 64 to 7896 code for a protein of 2610 amino acids. The record is from RefSeq and is a predicted model, not a curated record.